This is a messenger RNA of Solanum verrucosum, 660 nucleotides long. Its product is annotated as protein DMP4-like. The coding region runs from base 1 to 660 and encodes 219 amino acids. Gene Ontology annotation, biological process: endomembrane system organization. Lineage: Eukaryota; Viridiplantae; Streptophyta; Magnoliopsida; Solanales; Solanaceae. The record is from RefSeq and is a predicted model, not a curated record. The transcript has a single exon.
AUGCUUCUUGACACACAACAAAAAACCCAACACAAACUUGAAAUGGAGAUUAAAGUGGUACAACAAGAAAAGAAAUCUCCCCUCUUAGAAGAAAACUUAGAAUUACCAGAAGUUGAAAAAAACAUUAUACAAAAAGCAAUUAGUCAAACAUUUCAAAGCACAUCACACUUAGCCAAUCUUCUACCUACUGGUUCUGUUCUUGCUUUUCAACUUUUGUCACCAAUAUUUACAAAUCAAGGCAAUUGUGACAAAAUUUGUAAAUUUUUAACUAUAUCACUUGUUACACUAUGUGGACUAUCAUGUUUUAUAUUGAGUUUUACUGAUAGUUUUAAAGACAAGAAAGGGAAAAUUAGCUAUGGAUUCGCGACGAUACGAGGUUUGUGGAUAAUUGAUGGAUCAAUAAGAAUUCCAAAUCAAAUUGCAAGGAAAUAUAAGUUGAAAUUUAUUGAUUUCUUGCAUGGUUUUAUGUCCAUGUUGGUUUUUGCUGCUAUAGCUAUGUUUGAUCAGAAUGUGGUGAAUUGUUUUUAUCCGAAGCCUUCUGAUGAAAUAGAGGAGUUGCUUGUUGCUUUGCCAAUUGGAGUUGGAGUUAUUUGUAGUAUGUUUUUUGUUGUGUUUCCAACAAAACGCCACGGGAUAGGUUUUCCCCUCACCUCUAAUUAA